AUGACGUUGCAUGUGGAGACUUUUACGGAGACUGUUCGUCUAACCCAUGUGAGAACGCAGGAGUUUGCGUUGAAGAUGUACAUGGUAGAUUCCAGUGUUUUUGUCGGAAACUAUUCACUGGACGGAGAUGUCAAGUUCAAAUUGAACUGGACGGAAUGUAAGACCGGCGAUUGUAAAAACGGCGGAUUCUGCUCUUCUGACACUAGUUGUAGUUGCAAAGGAGGCUUCCGAGGCAUACAGUGUGAUACACCCAAGCAUAUUGGAAAUGAUAGUAUUUCAGUAAAUAAGGAACACCCUAGUAUAAUUAAAAUAGCUCAACAUAAGAAAAACAAUGAUGUAAAUUUUAAUUUUGAACCAGUACAGCUGGAUUUUGUUGACAAACAAAUAGAUAAAUUAAAUUGUAAGAAAGCAACGGGUAUUGAUGGCAUUUCAAGUAAACUUAUUAAAUUGGCAAAACCUACAAUAGUUGCUCCAUUAACAGACCUCAUCAAUCAAUCUUUUUCUACUGCAGUUUUUCCGGAUCAACUAAAGUUAGCACAAGUGACACCCCUGCAUAAAAAGAAUAGUACUUUAGAUAAAGGUAAUUAUAGACCAGUAAGCAUUUUGCCUGUUGUGUCAAAAUUAUUUGAAAGAGCCAUCAAUACUCAGAUAUCUGACUUUUUUAAUGUACAUUUUCAUGCUUUCCUGUCAGCCUUUAGACCUGGUUAUGGUUGUCAGUCCACGCUGCUUAGGGUAAUAGAAGACUGGAAAAGAGACCUUGAUGAAAAUAAGUACUCCAAUACUGCUGUUAUACCUAAGGUAAGGACCACAAGAUACGGCAUCAGCUCUUUCCGCUUCAGCGCGGCCAGGCUUUGGAAUUCUCUACCGCAAAACUUCAGAGACCAAUCAAACUACAAUUGCUUCCGAAGUCUGGUCAGCGCAUGGAGUGGAGAGAGUUGCGCUUGUUCUUGCUGUUCCGCAGCUUCAUAGCCUUAUUUAUUUACUAAAUUUAGUUGUAGUUUUGUUUGCAUUUAGUUUUAUUUGUACUGCUUUUAUUUAUUUUUGCUUGCAUUUCCCUUGUUUUCUUCUGUUUGCUUUGUUUGUAUGUGUAGUUAUCAUCCCUUUCCAGUCUCUAUAACCCUAAGAGCGUAAGUACUUUUGUUUUUGCCGAAUUUGUGUGCAUGUAUUUGCUGCUUUUUAUGUCUUAACUAUGAAAUAUAUUCUAAUUUGUGUUA
Molecule: messenger RNA, 1214 nt
Organism: Dreissena polymorpha
Lineage: Eukaryota; Metazoa; Mollusca; Bivalvia; Myida; Dreissenidae
Exons: 5
Coding region: 1-969 (322 amino acids)
Source: RefSeq, a predicted model, not a curated record